Molecule: messenger RNA, 1806 nt
Organism: Besnoitia besnoiti
Lineage: Eukaryota; Apicomplexa; Conoidasida; Eucoccidiorida; Sarcocystidae
Product: carrier superfamily protein
Exons: 10
Coding region: 1-1806 (601 amino acids)
Biological process (GO): ATP transport; ADP transport; fatty acid beta-oxidation
Cellular component (GO): peroxisomal membrane
Molecular function (GO): ADP transmembrane transporter activity; ATP transmembrane transporter activity
Source: RefSeq, a predicted model, not a curated record
AUGGAGGUGGCAACGGAAGCGACCUCUGCAGCGAUUGCUGCCGCUGCGUCGGCUAUUGUGGUGUACCCUCUAGACACGAUUCUCGUGCGCUAUCAGGCGUCUAGCCGCCGGAAACUGACUGACCCGUACACGGCUGCCGCGCAUCUCCAAAGCGGCCACAAAGAGCUGGUCAACAUCAUCUGGGAACUCAUCCGCGAAAGGCCCGCCGACGACGCUCGCGACCUCUCGCCACACAAAAAGCUUUCGCUGUCCGCGCAGAAAGCCGCUGACGCCUACGCAGCUCCGGAGGACGUGAUCGUCGACCUCCUCGACACGCUGCGGAAGCUUUACAAAGGCGUCGGCGUCAAGGUCUUCGAAGCCGUUGUCAGGAAUGUCGUGUACUUCAUCUGGUACAAGCUCUUGAAGGAGGCCUACGACCGUCGCGGAACCAAGCAGACCGUCGCCUCACGGCUGAUGCUCGCGACGGCGGCCGCGGUGAUCAAUCAGUGCUGCACGGCGCCCCUGGAAGUCGUCUCGACCAACGUGCAGACGACCGGCCUCAACUACAGAUACGUCAUCAGGAAGAUCUUCCGCAGAGAAGGCCUCCGCGGGUUUUACCGUGGGUUCGCUGCCUCUCUGAUCCUCUGCUCCAAUCCGGCCAUCACCAAUGCCUGCUUCGACCGGCUCAAACUGUUGCUGCAGGUCGUCGUGGAGAAACAGGCUCGUAGGAACAUCGAUCCGAUCUUAGACGAGGAAACGCCGCUCGACACAAGUCGCCGCCUCCUGCCGCUCACGUCUACGCAAGCGUUUCUGUUGGGAGCGCUUUCCAAGGCGCUUGCAACGGUCGUCACAUAUCCUUACAUCCGCUCGAAAGUUCUCUUGCAUGUUCAGUGCACAGGCGCUUCAAGUCAUCACGAGGCGAGUAGCCCGGAGUCCUCUCGCAGCCCGACGCCAGAAGGCCUACUCAGCGUCACCCCUCCGGCCGCAGGCGAGAAUCAGAGCACCGUCAGUCCGGCGCUCAGUCCGCUCGCGGGCAGUCCGCUGGGGACACGGUGCGAGAGCGAGGGAGGAGAAGACUCUGUUUCGUCGCUGCGCUAUUCGCCUUCCUCCCCCCUGUACCCCCCACCCCCUGUCCACCGCACACCGCUGCGCAAGGCACCGUCCUCUUCCUGCCUGUCUUCUUGCUCUUCUUUCUUGCAUACGGGCACUUUGGGCUCUGCCGCAGGGCUCUCAGGUUCCUCCUCGUCGGGCGCCGCGGCCUCGCCGCGGCUGGGCCUUUCUGCCUCGUGUGGGGCGAUCUCCAGGCUGCCGGCACGAGCGCAGCCGGGGGAGCAGAGUCCUGGACGCCCACAGAGCCACGACGCCGUCGCAGGCGCCGCCCGCGCAGGUCGCGCCGCAGACAAACGCGCCAAGCGCCAGCCGACCCCCGAGAUGCUUCCUGGGAUCUUCGUCGACCCCAAUGACAUGCUGAAAGCUGCUUCGUUCUGCCUCUCAGACAAGGUCGAAUCUCCAGGCGUCGUCGGUGACGGCAAGUAUCAUGCGUUCGACCUGCGGACGGGCGACGAAGUCAUCGCGCCGCGUUCCCACGCAGAGCGCGAAACGGGGAUUGUCGCCUUCAUGAUUUCGACUCUGGCGCAAGAGGGCCUUCUGGGGCUGUACCGCGGCCUCGGGCUGCAGCUCUGCAAGACUUUGAUCGCCUCCGCCAUCCUCUACAUGAUCAAGGAACGCGUGACAAACAGCACCUACCACGUAGGGCUCCUCGGACUGCCGCCCCCAGCGCGGCGAAACGAACGCCGGACUGAGGGGCGCAUGUCCCUAUACCUGUGA